This is a messenger RNA of Trematomus bernacchii (emerald rockcod), 2697 nucleotides long. RefSeq names its product sorting nexin 24 (gene snx24). NCBI's taxonomy places the organism in Eukaryota, Metazoa, Chordata, Actinopteri, Perciformes, Nototheniidae. The record is from RefSeq and is a predicted model, not a curated record. Gene Ontology annotation, molecular function: phosphatidylinositol phosphate binding.
UGGAAAACUGUUCAUUUCUCAAGUUAAAAUGCAUCCAGUGAGAGUGUCGAUCCCUUCGUUUCGUUCCGAAAACAACUCGAUCGAGAAAGGAUACACGGUCUUCAGAAUUGACGUGCUGAUGAACGGCAGACAACAUGCUGUCGAGAAACGCUACAGUGAAUUCCACACGUUUGCAAUAAAAUGGUGACUAAAGAAGAGCAUAAAGCCGCCUGAGAUUCCUCCCAAACAUGUAAGAAACUGGGUUCCUAAAGUCCUGGAGCAGCGGAGGCUCGGUCUGGAGCUCUACCUGCAGUCUAUAAUUAUGGAAAAUGGAGUCCUUCCAAAGGUAUUCCUGGAUUUCCUGAAUAUCCGACAUUUUCCUUCAGUGCCAAAAACAGAAAGCUGUGGGUCGUUUGAUACAGAAUCAGAGGAAUCAAGUAAACUUUCACAUCAGCCAGUCCUGCUGUUUCUGAGAGACCCCUACCUGCUGCCGUCUGCUCACGAUGCAUUUUCGAAUGUGGUGAUUGAAGGUGUGGUGCAUGGAGUUUUCUACCCAGAUCUUCAACCCAGGUAGAGCUGCAGAGCUGAUCUGAGAACAGCAGGAGCUCAUCAGGAGGGACGUUACAUGUUAAUAUAACUGAGCCGCAUUUUCAAAACAUAAACUAAAAAUCCAUACAUUUCUUUUCUUUUAUAGAUAAAACACCAACACCAGUCACCAUGAAAUAAAGAAAAGCAAUACUGAGCAAUAUUUGAAUGGAUUUGGAAUCCUGAGAAAACAAUACAAGCAAACACUUUUAGUCAGAUAUAAUUGUAACUAUAAGUGAAACUAAUUAAAAAUUGAAAUGAAAAGAGGAAUUAGGGAUUAUUUUCCGAUUAUAGCAUAAAAUGUACCUCAUAUUUUAAUGAUUUCUUUACAAGGUAUUGAUAAAAAAUAGGAUAAACUGAACAUAGAGAUAAGAGGCAGAUCAAAGAACGUCAAAGAGUGUUUUCAGCACAUAAAUAGAAGCUGAAACUCUGGGGACGGAGAUGCCAGCUGGACUAAAGUUUUCCAGACAGAGAGGAGGCUGUGAGCACAAACACAGGCUGGAGUGUGGAGCUGGAUCACGGCCUGCCAGCAGAGAGGUGCCACUCCCUUCAGAGAACCAUGGCUGUGGUUUCUGACUUCGUUCUGAACCGCCAAAUGAGUGAGAGCAGGGCAGCAGCUGGAGUGUGUUUGUGUGGGAGCUGACAGCUAUGUGCCACAUGUUAGGGUGGAAAUACUUGGAGUUGUGAUGUGGACCUCGUUUAUUAAACAUCAGAACUGUAGUGUUGACGGUGGUAAUAGUAGAGAAGCAGCUCAGUGAGGUGAUGUAACCACAACAGACAGAAAUAUGUGGCACCGCCUGUUAGCACUUCACUCCUAUGCAUUGUCAGAAUAAUGAUAAAUAAUCAAAGCAGCAGAACCAGAGAAAUAUCUUCUUUAUUUCACGAUUUCUUCUUCCCUUCCUGGCACCUACAUUACCCACAAUGCAAAGCAACCAUUGGCUCUUUGGUCGUAGAUUCAGGUAGCUUCAGCUUGUGUUUCCUCUUGAUAAUCAGAGAUCUGUGAGCUCACUUCUGUCUGACCUCCAGAUUCUGUCAUUUUCAGAUUUGUAGUCCUCAACCCAACGUGGAUAAAAGUGAGGGGAUUUUUCAGAUUGGCCACAGCUCUCUGGAGCAACUAAACGCCUUAAACAACGUUUUUCACUUCUGCAGUGUUACUCCCCUAGACCUGUGAACAGACCUCGGUGUGUUAAAUUGGUGGAGCCCCCCCCCCCCCCCCCUCUAGGAGAAGAUAAGGACAGACUUAAGGGUGGUUCUUCAUUUCAAAUGUGUGCAUCCUUCUGGGCAAAUAUGUUUUAGAAAAGAAAAACAUUUGACCUGAGCCUCUUUGAACAAAUAACAGGGUGUAAGCUGUUUGUUGAUGUCCUACAGCACAUGCCAAACCUAAAUACAACAUUUACAUUUGUUCCAGUGUGUGCAAAUAAUAUAAACAAAAAACUAUUUGUAAUCAAAAUGCUUCUUGUAGAGCCUGUUUCUCAUUAGUUGUAUUGUCCCCAAACAUAAACUAGCUGCAGACACAUUUGCAAAAGGUCAGUAUGUGACACUAAAACAGUCAUGUUCAGUUUAAUGUUGAACUUACACUAUAUAUAUAUAAGGCCAGUUUAACACUUGUGGUGAUUAGAGUCACCCAUCAUGCAAAGGGAAAGCAUUUUUAAAAUGAGAGGUGGUGAUUUAAAGGACUUAAACCAGUAAAACACUGCAAUAUUAAAAUAAAUACAGAUUGUCUUGAUAUACUUUCUUGUGAUGUACAAACCAUCUGGACACUUGAAACGACUCGUAGCUUUUGUGAAACAAUAUGUUGCACGUCGCUUUUUGUGCAGUUAUCGAUGACACUUUGUGAUGUGACUGGACCUCCACUACAGCACAGUAAUGACUACAUAUUUAUACUGAAUGGAAUGAGCAUUAACCUCAACUAAACAGAACAUGAUUUUAUGUUUUAACAAAUAAUUUCCUAGAGAUCCAUCCUGUGGAUUUAUAUAUGUAUUUAUAUUGUGUAACAUUGUAUUUGUGCUCUGUGAAAAGUGUCAUUUAUGUGCCAUAAUGUCAACCUACAGUGAACACUGGAAUUACUGUAGCACUUUAAGAUGCUCGACAUGUAAGAUACUGACACCAAUAAAAAUAAUUAUUUCCACAAAA